AUGCAUCGAGGAGAUAAAGGAGAAGAAAAAAAAGAUAUUUCAAAACAACCUACGGUUGGAGUAGAACAUAAUAAUACAUCGGUUGGUCGAUCGGAGUCUAGUUUACAAAAAUCUUCUAUAGUUUCGUCUACCACUACCUCUUCACAAACCCCUCGUCGAUAUUCUUCUUCUUCUACUCGUAGUUUUGAGAACAAUGAUUAUUAUACGACGUCCUCGAUUAAUCAACGGGUAUCUUCUUCAAUGUCUUUGUAUGGUCGAGGUCAUAAUGGUUACAAUCGAGGUCUUUCCCGUAGAAUAUCAAUAAAUUCUUCAAUAUCUAAUUUUAGCACAAUGUCCGAAACUUCCUUACCUUGGACUACCAAGGAUAUCGGGUUUAAUGCGAUUUCUGGGGUUCUUAAUAAUCCAAAUUCGAAAUCCUCAAACACAGUAAAACCUUCAAAGAAUGAUAUUCCUUCUGUACCCCACACUGUUAUAAGAAAAGUGAAACCCGCCGAUUUUAAUAAUUACAUUAAACAAAUUACUCCAGUAUUUGAAAGAUAUAAUCAUAAUAAAGAAAUUGGAACCAAUGAUUUGGGAAGUUCGAUAUCUACAAAAUCAGAAGAAUUUACGAACGUCACAACUACCACUAAUAAUAUAUUAUCAAAUAAUUUAAAAAAUUUACAAACUAGUGAUGGAAAUGAAAAUAUUAUUGAGAUACCUGUACAUAGACAAGAAAGUACACGAAAUCCAUAUUCAGUUAUUAUACCUCCUACUCCAACUUCAACUGGAGAUGAUCGUCCAAUAGAACCAAUAAUUGAAUUACCAUUUCUUGAAACAGUUCCUUCCAUAUUUUUUGAAUCAGAUUUUAAUUUAGAAAAUCCAAGAACAUUUGAUAUAGUAUGUGAAAAUACUGAUAUUAUUGAAGGAAAUCCUAAUAACUUGGGAGUUUCUACAAAUGCUAUUCUUCAAGAAAAACUUUCACAUUAUUUAGAUACAGUUGAAGUUCAUCUUAUUAAAGAAAUAUCUUUAAGAUCUUCUUCAUUCUUUGCAGCUUUAUCAAAUCUUCAAGCACUUCAUUCUGAAACAUUAGAAUGUGUAUCACAAAUUAAUAGUUUACGUCAAAAAUUAGCGAGUAUAGAUAAUUCACAGGCUAAACAAGGGUUAGAAAUCGUAAGACUAAAAAGACGUUAUGCGAACAUGGGUAAACUUUAUGAAGGUAUAAAAAUGGUAACAGAAAUUAGAUCAACUCAACCUAUGAUACAAACAUUAUUAAGUCAAGGGGAUUAUUUUUCAGCUUUGGAUUUAAUUGAUGAAACGAAUACUAUUUUACAUGGAGGAGAUCGAGUUCAGAUAGAAGAAAUAAAUAAUGAUCGAAAUUUAAAAACUUCAAUUUUGUCACCUAGACAAACAUCAGUUCGUCGAUUAAGUAAUGUAGUAGAAAAAACUAAUAUACUUGAUUUAAGAGGAGUUAGAGUAUUAAUACAUUUUAGUGGACAAUUAACAGAAAUGUAUAAGAUGAUUGGUGUAAUGAUAGAAAAUGAUUUAUUAAAUAUGUUAUUCCUUGAUUUUGAAGAACAAUCACCUGACAUGAGUGAACAAGAAAAAUUGAAAAAAAGAAUAGCACCACUUAUCUUGGGACUUUAUAGGAUGAAUCGUUUCUCACUUGCAUUACAAGCUUAUCGAGAAAGAAUGAUGGAAGAAAUUAAAAAAAUAAUUCAAAUACAAAAGCAUUUACCAUCACCAAUAUUACUUUCAGAACAUAUGGAUGAUCAAAUAAAGGAUUUACCAAAUGAACAAGGUUCGAAAUUGUUAAAAGGAAUGACAUUUGAUGCAUUCUUAGACAUGUUAUUGUCUAUAUACACGAUUUUACUUGAAGGAAUAAAUUGUAUUUCUAUUUAUCAUGAACUUUUCUCUGAUAUUCUAAGUGAAGCACAUAAUUCCGGAUUAGAACUUAAUUUUGGUUCAGAAUUGUUUAAUACUGAAAAUGAAUCAUUACAAAAGAACGUUGAACCUAAUCCAUCAAGCAGUUCAAGAUUUAGUACUGCUUUAAAAAUAACGACCGAUUUGAAUUCUAAUUUUAUGCAGUUAUUAUCUGAUUCAUCACAAAUAGUUUUUGCUGCUGCAGAUCUUGCACAUGUAAGAUGUGCUAACUUGAUAGCAGUUCGUGCGGAUCAAAAUGCUCAAUUAAAUCAAAAAGAUUUUUAUCGAUUAUUUAAUGUGACUUGGGCAUUUGUAUUAGAAUGUGAAAGUUUAUGUGGACAGAUAACCCUGGUUGAAAAUGAGCAAUGGGUUCAAGCCGAAGUUCCAAUUGAUUUUCAAAAAAUUGUUAAUAAAAUAAUUGUGGCAGCGACGAAUGGAUUAAAUGAUUUCAAAGAUGAUUUAUCAGAUCCAUUAUCAUCUCCAUUGUCACCAACAUUUCCUUUUACUCGUACGUCUUUUCAAAUUGAAGAUAAAUCUCGAACUUCUAAUGGUAAUACAGAACAAAGAUCUUCCAAUAAUUCUAAUAAUAAUAAUUCGACCGGAAAAUUAAAUAACACUAGUAGUCGAUAUAUUUUUGUUGAACAUCGACAAUUCUUUGUUGUUGGAUGUAGUUUAUUACUCAUCAAGAUGAUCGGUGAUUAUCUAAGAUUGAUUUUAGGUGCUGGAGCCAUGCGUUCAGCUGGUUUAAAGAAUAUCACUGCCAAGCAUUUAGCUCUCACAUCGCAAUCUCUUGGAGCAAUGAUUGCAUUAAUACCAUUCAUACGAGAAUGUAUUCGUCAUAAUCUUAAUUCCAAACAAAUAGUAAUGCUGACUGAAUUUGAUCGUAUUAAAAGAGUAGUUUCAAUAAUGGAUGACCGUUUAAGUAACCACCUACGAUCGUUCCAGUCAAUCAAUUGGGAUAAUACAAAUGUAGUAGAAAGCCCCAAUAGUUAUAUGGAAUCAUUGGUAAAAGAAACUACUACGUUAAAUAAGGUUUUAAAUAAAUAUCUUCCACCAGAAUUUUUGAAGAAUGUGAUGUUUGAAAUUUACAAAUCCUCAAUUCCUAAAUUAUCUGAAGAAUUUUCUAAAUUAAAUGUUUAUACACCUGCUGGAAAAAAACAGGUUUUAACUGAUGCAAAAUAUUAUAUCUCAAAAUUAUCUUCAUCGGAGGGACUUCAAGAUUUAAUCGACGGAUUAGAGAGUACAGUCAAUGAUUUGCAAAUUAAAGAGGAAACGAUAAUUCAAAAUUCAUUAAGUUCAAAUGCUGAAACAUCACCAGUUCAAAUAUGGCUAAAAACUUCUUGGACAUAUUUUCCACUUGUAGAAGAAUUUCUAAGACAAGGAUUAUUUUCCUCCAAAUUAACCAAUUAUGAAAUAUACAAAUCAGCUCUUGAUAUAAUAGAAAAGGAAAAAUUCUUAUCUACACCUACAACCAAAUCAUUAUUUGAAUUUGGUCUCUCAUUACAUACCAAAGCACCCACAAUUCAAUCAUAUUAUCAUUAUUAUAAUUCAACAAUAAUUCCAACCAAAAAACUUUCCAAUGAGGAAUUUAAUUCGGAAUGUAAUGUUUGGGUUGAUUGGUAUGGUAAUCAAGCUUGUAAUGUUGAAAGUUUAACCAAAUUUAUUGAUACUAAAUUGGAUAUAUUAAAAUAUAUUCCACCUAAAGAAAAUCAAGAAUCAUUAUAUUUAUCAGGAUAUGGAGUAGAAUUGGCUUUAAAAAAUACAGAUUAUAUUGUGAUUGAUGAUCGUAAAGUAGAAGCAGAUAUUUCCGAAAUCAAACCUCUUAAAGCUGGUGAAAUUAAGAGUUUGGGAGUCAAAACAGCACAGGUUAUAUUGGAAUCAAAAGAUCCAUUGAAGACACUUACACAAUUAUCACAAGAUUUCCCAAAAUAUUCACAUUAUAUAUCUCAAGUACCAUUGAGUUAUUCAUUAGGACAGGAAAUUGGAAUGAAUCAAGAAAAUUCACGUUUAGAACCAAAUUCAUUUUGGCUUAAUGGAUUAGUAAUAAAUCCUUUAUCUGUUGAUCCAUUUAGUUUAUUAAAAUUAUUAUGCCGUGAACGUCAAACGAUUUCAUCGUUUCUAAAUCUUGGUUUAAAUCCAGGUCAAGCGAUAGGAAUACUUUCAUCACCAAUUAUAUCCGAAGCUCAAUUAUCUCAAGAUUCUCCAAGAGGCGUUUUUGAUGUUCGACAAUUACGAAUGAUUCGCAAGAAUAUAUAUUCAAUCUUAUUUAUAUUAGAUCUUUCAUCUCCUGAAAAUCUAAAUAUCAUAGUUGACCAUGUAAAUAAUUUUAUAUCCCGAGAUAUUCCUUUAAGGUUUGGUUUUAUACCUCUUUUUUCCAAAGAUCAAUCUGAUGAAAUUCGAAAACCAUCAAAAGACGAAUUUUUAAAAAUAGUUGAACAAGAAUUCAAUAAAUUAAUUGAUAAAGAAGUACCCAAGAAUGAGAAAUUGGUUAAUUCAUUUGAAGAAAUUAUAAAUGGCAAUAAUGCUUUAGUUGAAGAACAAAUUUAUGAAUCAUCUAAUUUUAUUAAAAGAUUUAAAAUAAAUACUUAUGAGAGAGGUGUUUUAUUUAUUAAUGGAAAAUUUUUUGAUUUGGAUGAGGCAUAUAUUGGAGAAAUUAAUGAUGAAACCAAUAUUUAUGAAUAUUUAUUAACAUUACCAAAUAUUCCUAAUAGAAGGAAUCCUUAUAUUUUUACAUCUGAACUUCAACCUUUGCAAGUAAUUAAUCUAGCUGAUGAUAAUAAUGUCAAUGAUGGAUUUUCUUUGGUUGAUAAUUUGAAAUAUGUUCAUUCUGAGAUUGAUGACAAAGUUCCAGUCACCAUAAUUUUAAUUUCAGAUUUUAAUAAUGUGAAUGGUAUAAAUCAAAUAAUAGAAGCUUUAAAAUAUUUGAAAUCUACGAAAAAUGUUCGGAUUUCAUUUAUUCAUCAACCAAAUCAAUUAUCGACCCAAUCAAAUUCGGAAAACCAUUUCAAUCCAUCUACAAUGAUUUAUCAUUUAUUAUACGAAGACGAACCAAUUACAUCAAAUUCUUCACAUUUUCAAUAUAUAUUUGAAGAAUAUUUAGAACAUUUAGAGGGAAAUUCUAGAUUUGGAGGGGAUGAUGAGAAACAGAUUCCAAUUGGACAGUCUUUCUAUAAUUUAGCUCAUUCUUUGGGAUGGCAGAUUAUUGAAAAUCUUAAAGCCGAGAAAUUUUGGCAAGAUUUAAGUUAUUUGAAAAAUUCAAUGAAAUUUGAAAAAGAUAAAACAACUAUUAUUGUAAAUGGUAGAAUAAUUGGACCUUUUGCUCAAGAUGAUAUUUUCAAUGAUGAUGAUUUUAAAUUAUUAAUUGAUGUUGAAUUAUCCGAACGAAUAUUGCCUGUUGUGCAGGUCUUGGAUGAAUACAAAUUAAUAGAAUUAGAAGGCGAUGAUUAUUCUAAUUUCAUAGCAAAAAUUUCAUCAAUUAUAUCAGCAUCUAGUGUAUCAGAUAUUCCAAUUGGGAUUUUUGAUGAACAAGAACAUAAACGCGACAUCACGUUUAUGAAAUUAAGAGGUGAUAAAAGUCGAAUUAGAAUUGGUAACGCGAAAGAUGCUGUUUAUCAUAUUAUGGCUGUUAUUGAUCCAAUAAAUGAUGUAUUAUUAACAUUAGGAAUGGAUGUCAUUUCAUCAUGGCUUGUUACACCUAAAUCAUCAAUAUAUGAUCUUGAUAAUAUUAAAUUAUCAAAUUUAGAUAUUAAAUCACGAACCAAAGGAAUUGAAGCAAUUUUUGAAUUAAAAAAUAUUUUACUCGAAGGACAUGCACGUGAUUUAACAUCAAAUAAUAGACCACCUAGAGGACUUCAAUUACAACUUGGAACCAAUAGUUAUCCUUCUAUGGUUGAUACUAUAGUUAUGGCGAAUUUAGGUUACUUUCAAUUAAAAGCGAAUCCUGGUGUUUGGACUUUAAGUUUAAGAGAAGGAAAAUCCACUGAUAUAUUUGAUAUUCAAAGUGUUGGUAGUGAAGGUUGGUUGAGUAGAAAUAUAAGUGAAAUUGGUAAUGAAAUCGUUUUAAAUGGUUUUGAGGGAUUAACUAUUUAUCCAAGAAUGAUUAGAAAAUCUGAUGAAAAAAAGAAAGCUGAAAUCAAUAUUUUCUCUGUGGCUUCUGGACAUCUUUAUGAAAGAUUUCUUUCUAUUAUGAUUCUUAGUGUACUUCGACAUACGAAUAGUACUGUCAAGUUCUGGUUUAUUGAAAAUUUCUUAUCUCCUUCUUUUAAGGAUUUUAUUCCUUACAUGGCAAAAGAAUAUAAUUUCGACUAUGAACUUGUUACAUAUAAAUGGCCACACUGGUUACGUGCACAAACUGAAAAACAAAGAACUAUUUGGGGUUAUAAGAUCCUAUUUCUUGAUGUACUUUUUCCAUUGGAUCUGGAUAAAGUAAUUUUCGUUGAUGCGGAUCAAAUUGUGCGUACUGAUCUUAAAGAAUUGGUAGAUAUGGAUUUACAAGGUGCUCCUUAUGGUUAUACUCCAUUUUGUGACAAUCGACCUGAAAUGGAUGGUUUUAGAUUUUGGAAUCAUGAUUUACAAAAAUUCCGUCAUAUGGCUGCUGGUGAUAAUUUACGUGGACAAUAUCAAGCUCUUAGUGUUGAUCCAAAUUCUCUUUCUAAUUUGGAUCAAGAUUUACCGAAUAAUAUGCAACAUUUAAUUCCAAUUUUUUCUUUACCUCAAGAUUGGUUAUGGUGCGAAACUUGGUGUAAGCCUAAACUUGAUAGAGCAAAAAGACAAAUUCCUGAAUGGGAAUCAUAUGAUAAAGAAGUCGCUAAUUUGGCUGCUAGAAUUGCUCAACAAAAAGAUUCCAUUUUAGUGAGUAAUGAAAUUCAAGACCAAAAGAUUACAGAGACUAAUGCUAAUGAGAUUAAGACUAAUGACGAGGCUAAUGAGGCGAUCAAUGAUGAGACCAAUGCUGUGUUUUAUGAUGAUGAUAAUAGUAUGAUUUCUGAUGAUGAGACUAAUGAUGAGAGCAAAGAGAAAAUAAUUGUAAAAGAAUCUACUAAUUUCAUUUCAUCUACAAUUUAA
Diversispora eburnea is the source of this 6963-nucleotide messenger RNA. Lineage: Eukaryota; Fungi; Glomeromycota; Glomeromycetes; Diversisporales; Diversisporaceae. The record is from the annotation of a GenBank genome assembly.